Molecule: messenger RNA, 2640 nt
Organism: Cryptococcus wingfieldii CBS 7118
Lineage: Eukaryota; Fungi; Basidiomycota; Tremellomycetes; Tremellales; Cryptococcaceae
Product: pH-response regulator protein palA/RIM20
Exons: 8
Coding region: 1-2640 (879 amino acids)
Cellular component (GO): endosome
Molecular function (GO): protein binding
Source: RefSeq, a predicted model, not a curated record
AUGCAGUCCAACUUCCUAGACCUCCCCACCAAGACCGCCACCCCCCAACCCACGUUCGCCAAACACCUCCUAGACUACAUCUCCACCCACUUCCGAGACGCCCAUCCCGAAGCCUUCAAACAAGAUGUCGACAUUCUCGUAUCCAUGAGGCGAGACUGGGUGGAGGCCAAGUCGGAGGCCCACCCCGAGGUGGUGAAGGCGUACAUGCGGUAUCACGCCCAAUUAGCAUUCCUUGCCACCAAAUUUCCCUCCGACAUUGGUCUUCAAUUCGCCUACUUUUUGCCCUUUCCUCCAACCUUCUCCCUCAGCCCCGACUCUCCCAUAUCGCUAUCAUCCCUCACAUAUGAGCGCGCAUCGGUCCUUUUCAAUACCGCCGCCUUGUACGCCUCUAUGGCCGCUUCGGAACGACGAGCCGAGGCAGAGAGUAUCAAGAGGGCGAUCGGAUAUCUCACGUCCGCUGCUGGUGUGCUCGAGUAUCUCAUCAAGAAUGUCUUGCCAACUCUCAAGUCUGAGGUCUCAUCUCCCCAAGCAGCUGGGUAUGACAUGACGGAGUCGUUCCUUGGCGCUGUGAAGGAGUUUGUUCUGGCGGAGGCGCAAGAGUGUUAUUGGCAACAAGCUGUAUUGGCCGGAAGCUACAAGAACGGCUUGAUAGCCAAGCUAUCCAUGAAGGUCUCAGAAUACUACAAAGCCGCUCUAAGCUCUAUGAACGCUGCCGAGUACCCUUCUGCCGCCUUCUUCCCCGCCACUUGGGUAGCGCACAUCACCACGAAACAGAUGCAUUUUGAAGCUGCAGCCCAAUUCCGACUGAGUCAAGAUGAUCUGGAGAAGAGCCGGUAUGGAGAGGAGAUUGCUCGGUUGAGAGUGGCGGAAAGUCUGGCGAAGAAGGGGCUUGACGCUGCUAAGAGAGGUGUGACUGAUUCAGUCACAACAGACCUGAAACAACUCCAAGCUACCGUCAAAUCCUCCCUCGAACGAGCUGUACGCGACAACGACCUCGUCUACGUCUCCCCCAUCCCUCCCGCCAACCAGCUCGCCCCCGUCAAUGGCGUCGGCAUGGUCAAGGUCAACAUCCCCACAGAGGUUGCCGAGCCUGUAGCGUGGUUGAUGGGUGGGCAAGCUGGUAUGGAGCCGCUUUUCAGCGCUUUGGUGCCUUAUGGCGUGCACCUUGCUCUCAGUAUCUAUGACGACCGCAAAGAUACACUCGUCCGCUCGCUCGAUGGCAAACGCGAAGAACUCGACGGUCUCGCAGCCAGCACCCUCCAAUCCCUCAACCUUCCCGGCUCCAUCCAAGCUCUCGAACGCCCCGUCGGGCUGCCCCCCUCCCUCCUCAAGAAAGCCGAAGAAGUCGAAUCCUCCGGCGGCACCGACCGUAUCCGCGGCUUGCUCGAUCAAGUGCAGCGUAUCGCCCGGUCGAAUACGCAGGCGCUGAAUGAUGCGAUGGAUAUUCUGGACCAGGAGGCGACGGAGGAAGAGACGGUGUUGGAGCGACAGCCGGAGAUGAAGGGGACGAGGAUGCCGUCGCAUGUGGCGAAUCAGCAGUUGAUUGGGAUGGCGGCGCAGUAUGAGGCGACGAUCAAGCAGGCGGCGGGGAGCGAUGCGACUGUGAGGACAAAAUGGGAAGAGUGGGCGAGGCUUAUUGGGCUGCUUGCUGGUGGUGAAGAUACGAUAAACGACUAUGUCCCGUCCACUGGCGCCGCCUCUGGCUCUCUUCCACCUUCCGUCCGCCCCCUCCGAGCAUCCCUUGAACAACUCGACGACCAGAUAUCCCACCGAGCGCGUAUCCUCAACGAAGCCAAACGCAUCUCUGCCGCCGACGACAUCCGGCCACAGGUGUUGCAAGAAGCUACUAAGCUGACACAUGGAGGUACGGGUGAUGUCAAGACGGAGUGGUUUGAGGAUAUCUUCCAUAAGGCGCUAGACAAAUAUGAGGGGCUGAGGAGGGAGAUAGAUGAGGAGGCUGAAAAGCAGGACGAGCUCUUGAAUCAAAUCAGGACUCAAAACGAAGAGUUCCUCUCUCAACGCAAGGAUGACCCCAUCGUCAAGGAACGCGAGCGGCGGUUGCAGGAUAUGGAUCUGGCGUAUUGGAAGUGGCGAGAGAUUGUGGACAAUGCUGAAGAGGGCAUCAAGUUUUACAACAGCUUUGCCGAGAUGUUGGGUCAGUUCAAGGCUACUUGCACGCAGUUCUUGAAUUCGAGAAGGCAAGACAUCAACCAAAUCACUGCCCAGCUGCAGAAUAUCCACGUUACCCAGUCUGAACCCCAACACCAGCCCUCUCCUGAACCAGCCUACAUCGCCCCUCCUGCCACCCAAGUCCACCCCUCCGCCUCACCUUCCCCAGCGCACUACCAAUCCCCUCCCCCUCCUGCCCCUGCCCCCGCCCCGCGCCUUCCAUCCCCACCCCGCACAUUCCUCGCCCACCCUUCGUCCAGUAACUGGGAAUCCGCCGAGUUCCUGCCUCCCCCACCGCCCCCUCCAAUCUUGCGAUCUGGCGGUGUACAGUCGCAGCCUAAGGUGGCUCCUCAGGCGGCUACGCCGAGGAGGGUCACUAGGGCGAGUGCAGCUGCGGGGAAUCAUGAGGCGACGGAGAGGAACAAGUAUAGCUCUGGGACGCCGAGAAGAAAGGGUGGUGGUGUUGUUUAA